GUUAUUCAACCUAUUGAUUCACAAAUUUUUCUACUUCAUUUUGAGCAUAGUAGAAUUCAAAUUCCAUCUCUUGGGACAAAAGGUGUUGUUGGGAUGAAAGGUGUUGUUGGGACGAAAGAUGUUGGGAUGAAAGGUGUUGGGACAGAAGGUGUUGAGAUAGAAGGUGUUGUUGGGACGGAAAGUGUUGUUGGGACGGUUGAGAUAAAAAGGAUUGCUGAAACAAACCAAGACCUCUUGCCUCAACAAUACUUUUUAACCGAACAAGACCCUUUACCUCACUAUUACUAA
Messenger RNA from Dentiscutata erythropus, 288 nucleotides. NCBI's taxonomy places the organism in Eukaryota, Fungi, Glomeromycota, Glomeromycetes, Diversisporales, Gigasporaceae. The record is from the annotation of a GenBank genome assembly.